Mesocricetus auratus (golden hamster) is the source of this 2273-nucleotide messenger RNA. RefSeq names its product zinc finger protein 431-like. The transcript is spliced from 3 exons. The record is from RefSeq and is a predicted model, not a curated record. The coding region runs from base 1542 to 2150 and encodes 202 amino acids. Lineage: Eukaryota; Metazoa; Chordata; Mammalia; Rodentia; Cricetidae.
ACUGGAGACACCGACCUGCCAGCUGCCGGCCAUGACCCGAGGGGUGCCUUCCCCUAGGCUGAUCUGUGCUUGCUUCUUCCUUUGACAAAGGAACAUUUCUCUGAUCUGAGGAACCUUGAAAAGUUCUUAUCUCUCGUGAGAGUGAUUUUGCUAAAUCUUUCAAGUCUCCUACCUUUGCUGAAUUUUACCACUAGGUUUCUGCCUCUCUGUGUUUCUAGUUAAAAAUGAGGGACGUGAAGACUCUUGUCCUGAUACUUAAUAACUUUCUUUUUAUAAUCAUUUUAAUCUCUCUGCCUGUAUGUUCUUUUUGGUCUGGCCCCUCCUCAGUAGGUGUGGAGGUCUCCGCUAACCGCUUCAGAGGAAAAUAAUUUCCUGUUGUUCUGCAAGUAUGCGAGGUAGCACCUUCGCUUCCCUAAAAAUUGGCGCAGCAUCUUUGAUACUGCUGCAGCAGUGGCGUCUGUGAGAGGGGAAGGAGUCUUUUAAAACUUUUAAAUUCCAAAAUCCUCUGCAGUUUUGCUUCAGUUUAGCUCUCCUGGCUAUCAAAACACACACAAGUAAAUAUACAAUCAUCUGAACAACAAUUUUUGUCUUAUACAUUCCCUUAAUAAUCUUGAAGGCAGUCACCACCUUUUAUUUAUUUAUCUGUUUAUUUAUUUCGCGUCCCCUAGGGACAAACAUCUCCCCUAUAAGUUACAACCUCCAUGUUCCUUGUAAGAAUUGUUUAAGACCCUUCUUUUUUACACUAAUUCCUUGUAUCUUCAGGGCUUCCUUGAGCCCGAAAAUAGAGACUUUUGAGAGGAUACCUGUCCCAUCACUUACAUUGGCUGUAAUAAUUGCACCAUUGCUCACCACCAUCCGUCUUGCUCUUUUCGCGAAGAUAGGUACAGAACUGGAUUGAAUGCAUAACUCUUUGUAGGAACUUCAGUAAAAGCCUCUGACUUCCUUUUCUCCUUUGUAUUUCUUUGACUGAUUGUUUCAUGGGAGACAAUAUGUACUUCUGUCUGUCCUGGAGACCUGAUUGCAUAGACUAGGCUGACAUUCAACUCAGAGGCAAAUGUACCUGCCUCUGUCUUCUGAGUGCUGGUGGUAAAGGUGUUGGCCAAUACACCCAGUUUGUCCAUCUUACUUUCCUUUUUAUAGGUAGUAAUUGUUCAUGCAGUUCUCUCAUAUGUACUCUUUACUGUUGAUCUGUCUAAUUCUCUCUUUCUGAUUGUUAAUAGGCAUUUCUCUUGCAAGGUGAUAUCCUGUUCAAAGGAUACUAAAAUGACAGAGGUGACCAUGCUAUUCACUUUCCUUCUAAAGUGACUUGGUGAUUACAUUAUAAUGUCUGUAUAAUAGAAUAAGUAUGGAGUGCAUAAGAAUUAUAUGACUAUGCUGUCAAAGAAGUAUACAUUUACAAUAUUGCAAAUAUCAUGUUUUCUGUUGUACAUAUGUCCGGGAUAUUUUAGAAUUCAGUGACCUAUGAUGAUGUGCAUGUUGCCUUCACUUGGGAAGAGUGGACUUUGCUGGACUCUUCCCAGAAGAAUCUCUACCAAAAUGUGAUGUUUGAGACCUACAUGAACCUCACUACUAUAGGAUACAAAUGGGAAGACCAUAAUAUGGAAGAACACUGUCAAAGUUCUAAAAGACAUGAAAGGCAUGAAGAACGACAAACUGGAGAGAAGCCUUCUGUAUAUACUCAGUGUGCUAAAGCCUUUGCAUAUGACAGUCAUCUUCAAGGGCGUGAAAGAACACAUACUGGAGACAAACCCUAUCAAUGUAAUCAAUGUGGUAAAGUCUUUGCACAUCAAAGAAAUCUUCAAGUCCAUAAAAGAACACACACUGGAGAGAAACCCUAUGAAUGUGAUCAGUGUGGUAAAGCCUUGUCUCAUCACAGUACUCUUCAAAUGCAUAAAAGAAUAAUACAUACCAGAGAUAAACCCUAUGAAUGUAAUCAGUGUAGUAAAACUUUUGCAUGUCAUAGUCAUCUUCAAGUACAUAAAAGAACACAUACUGGAGAGAAACCCUAUGAAUGUAAUCAGUGUGGUAAAGCCUUUUCUCAUCACAGUUCUUUUCAAAAGCACAAAAGAACACAUACUGGAGAGAAACCCUAUGAAUGUGAUCAGUGUGGUAAAGCUUUUGCAUGUCACAGUCAUCUUCAAAGUGCAUAAGAGAACACACACUGGAGAGAAACCUUACGAAUGUGAUCAGUGUGGUAAAGCCUUUUCUCAUCAUAGUACUCUUCAAAUGCAUAAAAGAACACAUACUGGAGAAAAACCCUGUGUAUGUGAUCA